ACUCUCUAUUACUCAGACUAAGAUCCUGCUUUUCUUCCUGAGGAAUAUUUCUAGUUUCCCCGUGGACCUUCUUCGGAGCUACGUACUGGGGAGUAUCUAAUACAGCUUUGCUUAUCUUCUCUGGGAUCUUUAUGUUGUGGCAGUGGGAAAACCUGCCUCAUUGUGACCAUAUUCAAGAUGGAGCUCAGGUCAUCUCUGGGGCUUGCCCCUUUGUUCAACCCAGGCGGGUUUCCACAGCGACCCUCUGAUACAUCACAACUUCCGCAAGUUCUUCUUCUUGUUGAUGAAUCUUUUGGAGAUGUCUUCAGCAGCUUCAUCAAGGUUGUUAUUUUCAUCGUGACGAGAUGCACCACCAGUUUGUGGCUAUGCUAUUUGUUCUCCAUUCAGUGCCCUGAAUCUUCAUUCAUGUCUGUUGACCUCUUUUUCACAAUCUUAAUGGUAACGUGUCUGUGUGAUCUACCACUGCAACAUUCUAGUGUCUACUAUGAUUAUUGCAAAGGACAGGCUUCCUCAUUCUCCUCUUCAUGUUGUCCCUCUUUUCCCACAUCUUCCCACAAUGAUUGAAUGAAUGCUUCAUUCUCACCACUCUUUAGUUCUUUGUUCACCAAACAAGCAGUUUUACUCCUGCUAGAUACAGAAGUUUCUAUUUCAGCAGGCGGGGGUCUCUAUAAUGGACUAAGCAUCCACCACAGAAUCUUUUUUAUGUAUUUCACGUGCCUGGUCAUCAUUUCUGGCUUGCUUUUCCAUCCAGGUUGUUCAGGUACUCCUGCACCAUCAUGCUUUCUCCAUUUAUACGGUGCAUCCACCUUGUAUGUGGGGCUUUCAUCUUGUAUGUGAGGCCUCCACGUUGUAUAUGGGACCUUCACCUUGUGUAUGGGACCUCCACCUUGUAUAUGGGGCCUCCACCUAGCAAUGCAGCCUCUGAGUGGUUAACAUUCAAAGGUCCCAGUGGUCAGUACAUCCAUGGGUUGAUGAGGCCCUUCCCUGCACUUCCUCACUGCUUCUUAGAUGUGAGGGCUUUUUUCUCCUUGUUUUUCUCCCACAGGUACAUAUACAGGCCUGAUUCCCUGGACACACUCAGGCUCCUCUUCUUACAAUGCCUUCCAGGGGCUGCUUGGAUAUCUGUCUCCCAGGGCCGACACCUCUUUCUGGCCAAGGUUUUAUCAGAUUUAGACUCCCUGAAGCCAGAUGUUCCCACACUACUAGGUCUGGGUCUAGGCAUGUCCGUGUUGUCCGCACUCAUCUGUCUUGUGCUCAAGAUUUUUGCCCGCGCCCGUUUUGUACGCCCACGUCGUUACGCAGACGCUCAUAUUAAUCCACCCCUCACGGUCUCUGAAACAUAUGCUGCCUUUGCCUUGGCUGCUAAUGCAUCCACCAGCAGCAGUCCAGCAAGAGGCAGAAACCACUCUCUGCGCUCCUCAACCAAAUCUGCGUCUUCUUCCAGGAGACCCUCGUAUAGCUCUCUGCAAGCCCUGCGCCCAGGCACCAGGCGGUCUUCGCAGGCUUCACUACGGCUGGUCGUUGGAGAGGGUCGUGGAGAGCCAAUUGGGUACUACGUGUGCAUUAGGGACCCCGCCUCCGUUCACUCUAGAGGAGGCUCCAGACGGCCUUCUCAGGCCUCAGUGGCAUCAAGCUCUGGGGACCUUCGCGAAGGUCGUGUUCAUCAUUACUUAUAUAUGAGGGCACCAAAUUAUUCCCUCAACUCGGAAACCAAUACCACUACCACUGGUACCUCAGACUCUUCUCCAAGAACCCCCAAGAGUACUGAACAACUAUUGGCCGUUUACCAUUCUGUUCCUGAGCACACAGUCCUGGAGCGAGGUGGUGUUGGCUCCUCGCACACCACCUCCACCCUAGGAUCCUCCAGUGAUGAUGUUUUUAAGGAAGAAGAUGAAGAUGCAGAGGAGGAGGAGGAGGAGGAGGAGGAAGAAGAUGCAGAGCAGCAGCAACAGCAAGAGGAGGCCAAGGCCAGGCUCAUUGUAUAGAAUGAUAGAAGAGGAUCACAAACUGGAACAAUCAUUGAAUAGAGGCAAGAGGGUUGAUGCAGUGAUAUCAAAAAUACUGUCCUAAAGUGAAAAGGAAAACUAGGCAUGUAAAAGAUAAACUACUGUUACAUGCAUGUAGUAUGGGACAGUUACUAUUAUGUACAAAUUUCUUCAAAAUUGUUCUUACCACACAGAAACAUGUGAAUUUGAUUAUUUGUUGAAGUAAAAAAAUUGAAUACAAAUAUGUGAAUUUGAUUAAUUGUUCAAGUAAAAAAAAAUUUAAUUAAACUGCA
Cherax quadricarinatus is the source of this 2278-nucleotide messenger RNA. NCBI's taxonomy places the organism in Eukaryota, Metazoa, Arthropoda, Malacostraca, Decapoda, Parastacidae. The record is from RefSeq and is a predicted model, not a curated record.